Messenger RNA from Colletotrichum godetiae, 1468 nucleotides. RefSeq names its product mitochondrial substrate carrier. The coding region runs from base 39 to 1109 and encodes 356 amino acids. The record is from RefSeq and is a predicted model, not a curated record. Gene Ontology annotation, cellular component: mitochondrion. Gene Ontology annotation, molecular function: pyrimidine nucleotide transmembrane transporter activity. NCBI's taxonomy places the organism in Eukaryota, Fungi, Ascomycota, Sordariomycetes, Glomerellales, Glomerellaceae. Gene Ontology annotation, biological process: pyrimidine nucleotide import into mitochondrion. The transcript is spliced from 3 exons.
UCGUACUCGGGGGUGUCACUCAAAUCUCUUUCUCAUAAAUGUUUCCCAGUGGUUUCCCGAUCACCGCCAUAAUGAUAGCCACAUCGCAACCCUCACUUGAGGUCAACACAACACAAACGCGACGAACACAACCAUUGGUACACUUAGUAGCUGGCGCGAGCGGUGGCGCCGCGACCUCCCUUCUUACUUCUCCGCUCGAUGUCCUCCGAACUCGACUUCAGUCCGACCUUUACCUACCUUCAUCGCGAUCAACUGUUGCCAGCCAAGCCCCUCGUUCUCGCCUGUACAUAACUCCCCUGGGCCAUGUUUUCGAAACGUUUGACAUCCUGCGCUCGAUAAAGAACAACGAGGGAUGGCGUGGAUUGUUUCGCGGCAUUGGGCCCAGCCUGGCCGGUGUGGUUCCUGCAACUGCCAUCAAGUUCUAUGUGUAUGGAAACACCAAGCUCCUCGCAGCUAGGUACCUGAACUACAAGGAGGACGACCCUAUUGUCCAUGCGCACGCCGCUGUCGCCGCCAGCAUCGCAACCGCAACAGCGACAAAUCCGGUCUGGCUUGUGAAGACCAGGCUUCAACUCGACAGAUCACGUGCCAUUCGCGGCACAACGGUGCGUCAGUACACGGGAAGCUUGGACUGUGUGCAAAAGGUGCUGCGGAAAGAGGGAAUUCCCGGAUUGUACCGCGGAUUAAGCGCGAGCUACUUGGGCACGGUAGAGACGGUUCUACAUCUCGUUCUCUACGAAAAACUCAAGGUGCUUUUCCAGGCUCCGUUUUUAAGUCACCGGCCAAGGCGCAAUCCGCAUCCAGGCUGGGAAGAACUCGGGAGAUGGGUCAGUACCAGUGGCGCUGCUGGCUGUGCCAAGUUUGCCGCAGUUCUGGUCACAUAUCCCCAUGAGGUAAUACGAACGCGCCUGCGUCAGGCGCCGACAGAGAAUGGGAGGCCAACAUAUACCGGUCUAGGUCAGUGUUUCAAUUUGGUAUGGAAGCAGGAGGGUUGGCGAGGAUUGUACGGGGGUCUCACACCACAUCUCGUACGCUCAAUUCCGUCUGCUAUAAUAACUCUUGGCGUGUACGAGUUUGUGUUGAGGAUUGCCAACUCCCAUUCAGUGUGACGGGCUUAAAGGAAUCCGUGUGGGGACCGACUUAGAAGCAUUGGGGAGGGGGAAACGGGGGGAUAUUCAUCAAAAGACGUAUUAUGUAUGCUAUACAGUGAAGGCCUGUAAUUACAGUGUACGAUAGUUGGUGGGAAAUACAACUUGCAUCUCUCUAAUGCUCGAGCUAUCGAAUCUACUGGGACAACCGUAAGGUACUCUAACCAUAAUAUCGUGAUGCAACCGUGAGCUACUUUUGGUCAUGCUUUCUAGACUUUUCCCCCCCUCCUGAUCCUAUGAACGAGGUAUUCGGAGAAUCAUACUGCUGCAAAUCAACACCCGAAUGCUCGAAGAGGUCCGUAGCCUCGGAUGGGAGGUCC